AUUUACAAACAAUGCCGUUUACAACAUGCGCACCACAAAGCCCGUGAUCCUGUGCGUCCGUGGGCCGGUCGUUGUCAGUCGGGAGGCGCACAUCGUGCAUUCUCUAUUUAUAUCGACGACGCGACGCCUCCCCGCGGUGCGUCCCGCAGCCACCGCCCGCCGCCCGCCGACCUGCCUCGCGCCUGCGCACUACUCGCUAAAAAUUACGAAAGUGAAAAUUGCAUAUCAUGGUAGCGCACGGUGCACUACACUGCGACUAGGCAGCGUUACAGCAAACGGGACGCUAGUACCAGAGGGCGGUAGGACACGGGCGGUCGGCGGCGUCCGGUGCGCCGCUACGAUGGCUGAUGUCCGCACGGUGACGAUCUUCACCGGCACUGCGGUACCUCUGCGUCACAUAUCAGCUGAGUCGCCGGCGCGGGGCGCGCGCUCGUGACGUCUCUAGCGGUUCGCGUGCCACUUACCGGUGGCGCGAUGGCAUCCACCAUGCAGCUCGAGUUCACACAGGCGAUGACUGACUUCAAGACAAUGUUUCCCGACAUGGAUGACGACGUAAUAGAGGCGGUGCUACGCGCCAAUCAAGGCGCCGUGGACGCCACCAUUGACCAACUGCUGGCUAUGAGUACUGACAACCAGAACGAGCGAUUGCGCCUGGAGAUGGAACGCGUGGAAAAUUAUACGCCCUCCAAACGCAAAGACCGGCGCGCCACACGUCCUGCGGACAGCUGUGACGAUAAUGAUACUACCGCACUUGUAGAUAUCGAAGAUGAGACUGUACCACUAGCAAUACGAAGAAAGUGGGUACCCCGUAUGCUGGGUCCAUUACCACCUAUGUUCCUUCGCAUACCACCAGCCACUGACGCGCGAAUAGAUCUCAGUCUCGAAAUGGAUGACGAUCGCAUCGCAACCUUUCUGCAAAAUGAGGAAUUCAUGGCAGAGUUGAGAUGGAAUCAAGAAUUUAUGGCAGCUUUGGACAGCGAGCAAGGGCACAAAAGUAAAGGCCACGACGACGAAGCAGCCUUCAAAGAAAGACUAAAAAAUAUGGGAAAAUUGUCUCGCAAGAAGUUCGCGCAAUUAUCGCGAAUGUUCUCGCGUGGUGGGUCCCGCAGAACCGGUAAUGCUCGAGCGCCGCCGAGAGGUCCUCCUGACAGCUUGUUGCUCCAAGAGGAACACAGCGACGACGACGAUCGCCCGCAACUCACCAAAUAACGCUCCUAGCCCAGGCGUCAUUUAUAUUUUGAUAGCUACGUAAUGAAAGUGUCACAAGGUUUCGGAUAAGACUGGAUUUGAUUUGUAUAGAUAGGAGGUGGAUUUUUGUAUAAGCCAUAUAAACGACCAAAAGGUUAAUUGGCUGACCACUUCUUAACAGAUGCAAAGGUUGGAAGUACUCGGAGUAGAUUUGUGCAGCGGUGUGGCACCAAAUUGUAAAGAAUAGACACUAAGAAUAUCGAGACUAUUUCAGCAAUUACAGUGAUAAACUGAUCUGACUAGAUUUGCAAUGUUCGCACAUGUGUAUUCGUGCAUACACAGUAGCUGUUUCGCUGCUCGUUCUCCAAAGGAAGGCUGAUAAAGGAAAUUUGUAUAAAAUACCCACAUUAUAGCUAAGAGAUGUAAAUAAUGCAACUGUUGUAAUAGUAGUAUCGUUACGUAGUUACGCUUCGACUCGACGUUUACGAAUUUAGAUACCGUUAGAUUUAGAUAACUAUUUUGUUAGGUUAUCUCAUUAAUUCUAUAAGAGAUUUCCACUUUUCUUAUUGCACCCAUUACUCCUGCCUGCACAAUCGACGAUUUAUUAAUAUGUUCAAUACUUACCUACCUAUCUACCUACGUAUACACAUUUCGAUGAUGCCCUAACAGUAGUAGAUAUUUUCCAAAUUAUAUUUAUCAUAUCAUUAGUCACCUGCCAAUAAAAUUGUAGAGUUACUGAUAGUAAAAAAGCUUUUAUUGGUGUUUAAUAACUUUAAUUUUUAUUAUGUUUUGUAACUAUUUUUUAAUUUAUUAUGUACAUUGAGUUGAUCAUGUAGUCUCUAGUUCCAACUUGGUUUUUAUAAUAUAUUUUUAUUAUAAACCUAUCAAUAUGCGUAUAUGCGUAUUACAAAAUUAAACAACUGUCUUAUGUUUCGACGAUUGGACCAUAUUCAAUUAAAGAUAUUUUUUCGAAUUUA
Molecule: messenger RNA, 2165 nt
Organism: Manduca sexta (tobacco hornworm)
Lineage: Eukaryota; Metazoa; Arthropoda; Insecta; Lepidoptera; Sphingidae
Product: CUE domain-containing protein 1
Exons: 3
Coding region: 475-1209 (244 amino acids)
Molecular function (GO): ubiquitin binding
Source: RefSeq, a predicted model, not a curated record